AUGAAGGGGAUCAGCGACGAAGACUACAAACACGCUCAAAAAGUCUGGAAUUUCAUCAAUCGAAAGGGUGCUGAGGUUAACAUGGGUGACUACCAUAAUAUAUACCUCGCCGCGGACGUCCUGCUAUUGACUGACAUCUUCCAGAGCUUUCGAAGUGUAUGCCAGGAGAACUACAAGCUCGAUCUUGCCCAUUUCUACAGCGCACCAGGCCUGGCAUGGAAAGCAGCGUUGAAGUGCACCGAGAUCAAGCCGGAGUUCCUUACGGAUCCUAACAUGCUCCUGAUGUUUGAAAGAGGUAUCCGUGGAGGUAUAACUCAAGCUGUGCACAGAUAUGCCAAAGCCAACAACAAGUACAUGGGGGAUCAAUACAAUCCGGAGGCUGAGUCAUCAUACUUGCAGUACCUCGAUGCCAACAAUUUGUAUGGCUGGGCCAUGCGUCAACAUCUGCCAACGCAUGGAUUAAAAUGGCUGUCGAACGUUGAGACCUUUACAGAGAAGAGGAUAGAGAAGAAGCAUGGAUACAUCUUGGAGGUUGAAAUUGAUUAUCCAAAGAGUCUGCACGACAAGCACAAUGAGCUGCCUUUCCUGCCGGAGGGCAAGAUGUUUCACAGGAUCGAGAAACUCAUACCAAAUCUUGAGCACAAGUGGAAGUACGUGGUGCACAUCAGAGCCCUUCAUCGAGCUUUAAAGCAUUGCCUCGAGCUCAAGAAGGUGUAUAGAGUCAUCCAAUUUAACCAGAAGCCUUGGCUGAGGGGUUAUAUCGACCACAACACGGGGCUUAGAACGGCCGCCAAAAACGAGUUCGAGAAGGACUUUUACAAGCUUAUGAACCUCUCGGUGUUUGGUAAAACUAUGGAGAAUUUCAGAAGACAUCACAUCAUCCAGUUGGUUACCAACGAAGAGAAGUACACGAAGCUCGUCAUGAAGCCCAAUUUCAAGGGCGGGAACUACUUCAGCAGCCACCUCAUGGGUGUGGAAUGGUGUAAAACAGAGCCCAAGUACGGUAGCAAGCUGCGGAUCUGCUAUAUGGAUACCGACUCAUUCGUGUACCACAUCAGAACAGAGGAUUUUUAUCGCGACAUUGCCGAUGAUGUAGAAGCACGUUUCGACACAAGUGCCUGUAGCAAAGAUGAUGGGAGACCUCUCCCCAUUGGCAAAAACAAGAAAGUCGUGAGCUUGAUGAAGGAUGAACUAAGCGGCAAAAUCAUGACAGAAUUCAUUACCCUGAGAGCAAAGCUGUAUGCAUUCUGCUGCUGUAUGCUUACAAGAGUAUCACGAAAGAGGGCGGCGAUCGCAAAGCGAAAGGUAGCAUGGUGUCGAUAUAUACAAAACCUGGGUCUGCAUCCAGAACAAAGGGCAUCAAAUAUAUACGCAAGAAGUAAACAAGGUGGCACUCAUAGGGCAGACGAUAAGCGGAUCGUGCAACCAGACCAGAUCACAACGCUCGCCAGGGGUUAUUAUCGUUUAAUGGAAAAUAAAUGA
Molecule: messenger RNA, 1482 nt
Organism: Hydractinia symbiolongicarpus
Lineage: Eukaryota; Metazoa; Cnidaria; Hydrozoa; Anthoathecata; Hydractiniidae
Exons: 3
Coding region: 1-1482 (493 amino acids)
Biological process (GO): DNA replication
Molecular function (GO): nucleotide binding; DNA-directed DNA polymerase activity; DNA binding
Source: RefSeq, a predicted model, not a curated record